AGCUUCUGUUUUUUCUCUCUACACUUUUAUUCUUGCUUGGGGUUGACUUUCUUUUUUCUUCUGUCGCGUACCCGGUGAUCUGUGGCCGGCGAUUUUAGCACGAAAAGGGUCUGAUGGGCCAUAGGAGAGAGAAGGUGUGGGAAACAGCAUCAAGUAGUUCCGCAAAACUUUGAGCCCCGUUCCCAUUUUCUUCUGGCCUACAUUCGUAAACGUAUUGUUGAUUUCUGCCUUUUUUUUUUUCCUCGUCGCGAGAAGGUCUUGUUUUGCCUUUAGUUUUUUAUAAACCGCUGUACUUUCGACAUUUAGUUUCCGCUCUCCCUUGGUGUGUAUGUCAUUUUAUUUUUAAUCCUGAACUAUAAUGGGUUUUAUCGUGAGAUUUUUCAUGCUGCAGUGUUCAGCUUUAAUUUUUAAUAUUGCAUUAGUAGUUUCAUCCGGUUUGUGAGACUUUCUCCUGCGUGGCCUAGAAAUGUUUUAUAUCUUGUUGCCUACCACCCUUUCCUACCGUCUCCCUCCUUUCUCUCGGAUGGUUUCUUAAUUGAGGGUCAUGGUGUUUGAUUAAAUGGUUAUUUACAGUUUACACGAUAUAUCUAUUAGAAACUUUUGAUCUGUGGGAUUAGGUUUAAGUAAACGAAAAGCUUGUGUUGCUUUGAAAUGGUUCCUUAAAAUGCGCGGGCCGCCCCCCCUCCCCUUGGUAAAGCCCCAUCUUCCCCUCAUACUGGAGUGUAAAUUCCAUACCCCUUUUCUCCCACGGACCGCCGUAUUUCACGGCAGCCACACCCUGUAUUUGUCUCUGUGGAUUGGACUCAUUAUCAGCUUAAUUUAGUGACUCUUAAACCACCAUGAUGGGACUUGCUUAAGCACGAAGCUUCUUUUCCUGUUUAGUCCUAGUGGUUAGUGUCGAAAGAGGAAUAAUCGAGGUUUCUUGAUGAAACCUGGUGCGGUCCAACCUCUGCCUUUUUUCUGUUGUCUUUUUUCCUACUCCGGGCUGUUGGCGGUGUCAGCACCGCUGCUGGGGGCGGGGGUGGAGGGGAGAAAGAGUCGGGUUACCGAAGUGCGUCAUUCCUGGCUCUAGCAGGGCCUGCUCGGGAGCUGCUGGUGUUUGUUACUGUCCUCGCAGCACUUUCCUGCCAACCUUCUCUCUCUGCGUAUUGGUUAGGAGCAAGAGCAGGAGGCGGUCUUCUAAUUCUAUCUGUAGCCUAGCGCGUUGCGUUUCAGGGUAUAUGUGAACUUAUUAAAAAAAAAAAAAAAAAAACCUGGGCCCUGGAAAGUGGAUAUACAUUUCUGUUUAAUGACAUACAAUUCAGGUAGUUUAGACUUGCUUUCAUAUAUUUUCCAAUGAACGGUGGGGUUAAUUUUGAACAUUUUAAAACGCUUACGUUAAAAUGCCUGGUUUUCUUUUUACAUUGAUAUCAAUCUGUAAUUAGGGAUCAGAAGGACCAGUUAAGGCAUAAGCAUUCAGCGGUUUUUCAAGUGGUUGAAUUGUAAUUUUAUGACACAUUAUGUUAAAUAGUCUGUUUUUUUUUUUUUUUUUUCGUUUUGAGCCGAGGUGCUAUAUGAAUGUAAGCUAAUUGCAGAUAUUUAAGUUCAUUUUCACCACCUAUUCCUAUUUCUCCUUUUAGGUAUAAUUUUAAAUAUGCCUUUUGGAUUUAUGGACUUUAUUAAAAUUCUUAAAGAUGGCUAUUUCUUUGUUUUUAACUGAAUUCUUAAAUUUGCAAGUAGUUGUUUUAGGGUGACAGUCACUGUUAAAUUCUUCUUACUAGUCUUUGAUACUUUAGCAUCUUUGGGUUUUUUUCAGGGUACUUACCGAGCACAGUGUCUUCUUAAUUCUUUUCUGAAGAUAAUAAUUGGAAGAGAGAGUGGUGGGAGGUAGAGAUGAAACAAGAGUGGCCUUGAGUUGAUCGUAGCUGGAUGAGUACAGGGGAGCUUAUUGUACUAUUAUUCUCUCUACUUUUUUGUGCGUACUUGAAAAUUUCCACAAUUAAAAAAAUUGUAAGAAAAAAUUUCAAAUUGGCCUGCAAUUUUGAUGUGAUGGCAUACAUUUGUAUUUACCUAUCAGUUAUCUGCGUGGAAAACUUGGCCUUUUGCAUAAGUAAUUACACAAUGCCUGAUAUACAAACUUUCAAAAAAAUAUUUAAUUUGAACCAGUAUAGAAUAAGCAGUAUAAAUACUUACAAAUCGGUUGAACUCUAUAUGUUUGUAACUUAGUCUGAAUGUAUUCUACUUUUAGUUUCUUUUUUAAUCCUUUGAAAACGGGAAAAUUCCAUUCUCAGAUUUUGUAAAUUUUGCUUGUUGUCUAUUUCAUUAAGUUGGGGUUACAGUGAGUCAGUAUGAAAGGGAUUUACUAUUAAUAGGAGGGGCUUUGGCAGUUGCAGUAAGUGACAGUGGAAGGGAUUCGGGUGCCCUAGGGCGCAUUCCUGGUAGGAACAUAGAGGUAGGAGUUGAAUUCAGUUUCAGUAUUUGGUGUUUAAUGAAUGGGUAGAGACUAGGAUUGGAAAGGAAAUGUACUUAUUAGCCAUUCUUUCCUACUGUGAAAUAACUAUAGCAUUCUAAGGUUAUCAGAGACUGGCAGUGGGGGUGGGGUGGGUUCUUAAAAAAAAACUGAUAUGAAAAUGAACAUUUACUUAUAAAGUGACUUAAAUCGCACUCCUCACUUUAAGGAUUUAGUGUUGUAGUUAAAAGUCGGUAUGUAAAAUAUUCUAAUGUUUUUCUAUUAAGGCCAUUCUGACCAUUACCCAUCAACAGUAAAAGUGCAUUGCAAUUAAAAUCCUCAGUUUCCUUAAUUAAUAUAUUUGUGAAUUGCUUCUACAUUCUUUGAAGGAAUUGUUUGUCUUAGAAGAAAGAAGCAAACCAUCAUUUUACCCACGUAAAUAUAUGAAUAUAUUUCUGACAUUGGGGUGUUCCAGAAGAUGAUAAAGAAAUGAUAGCAGCUCCAGAAAUACCAACUGAUUUUAAUCUACUACAGGAGUCAGAAACACAUUUUUCUUCUGACACAGAUUUUGAAGACAUUGAAGGAAAAAACCAAAAGCAAGGCAAAGGAAAGACUUGUAAAAAAGGCAAAAAGGGCCCAGGAGAAAAGGGCAAAAGUGGAAAUGGAGGAGGAAAACCUCCUUCUGGUCCAAACCGAAUGAAUGGUCAUCACCAACAGAAUGGAGUGGAAAACAUGAUGUUGUUUGAAGUUGUUAAAAUGGGCAAGAGUGCUAUGCAGUCGGUGGUAGAUGAUUGGAUAGAAUCCUACAAGCAUGACCGAGAUAUAGCACUUCUUGACCUCAUCAACUUUUUUAUUCAGUGUUCAGGCUGUAAAGGAGUUGUCACAGCAGAAAUGUUUAGACAUAUGCAGAACUCUGAAAUAAUUCGAAAAAUGACUGAAGAGUUUGAUGAGGAUAGUGGAGACUAUCCACUUACCAUGGCUGGGCCUCAGUGGAAGAAGUUCAAAUCCAGUUUUUGUGAAUUCAUUGGCGUAUUAGUACGGCAGUGUCAGUAUAGCAUCAUAUAUGAUGAGUACAUGAUGGAUACAGUCAUUUCACUUCUUACAGGAUUGUCUGACUCACAAGUCAGAGCAUUUCGACAUACAAGCACCCUGGCAGCUAUGAAGUUGAUGACAGCUUUGGUGAAUGUGGCACUAAAUCUUAGCAUUAAUAUGGAUAACACACAAAGACAGUAUGAGGCAGAACGGAAUAAAAUGAUUGGAAAACGAGCCAAUGAGAGGCUAGAACUCCUGCUACAGAAGCGGAAGGAGCUUCAGGAAAAUCAAGACGAGAUAGAAAAUAUGAUGAAUGCAAUAUUUAAGGGAGUGUUUGUACAUAGAUACCGUGAUGCAAUAGCUGAAAUCCGAGCUAUUUGUAUUGAAGAAAUUGGCAUUUGGAUGAAAAUGUAUAGUGAUGCCUUUCUAAAUGACAGUUAUUUAAAGUAUGUUGGUUGGACUAUGCAUGAUAAGCAAGGUGAGGUAAGACUCAAAUGUCUCACUGCUCUACAAGGGCUUUAUUAUAACAAAGAGCUUAAUUCCAAACUGGAGCUUUUUACCAGUCGGUUCAAGGAUAGAAUUGUGUCUAUGACCCUUGACAAAGAAUAUGAUGUUGCAGUACAAGCAAUAAAAUUACUUACUCUUGUUUUACAGAGUAGUGAAGAAGUUCUUACUGCAGAAGAUUGUGAAAAUGUCUACCAUCUGGUUUAUUCAGCUCACCGGCCAGUAGCAGUAGCAGCUGGGGAAUUUCUCUACAAAAAGCUCUUCAGUCGUAGAGAUCCAGAGGAGGACGGAAUGAUGAAAAGAAGGGGACGACAAGGUCCAAAUGCCAACCUUGUGAAGACAUUGGUUUUUUUCUUUCUGGAAAGUGAGUUACAUGAGCAUGCAGCAUACCUUGUGGACAGCAUGUGGGACUGUGCUACCGAGCUACUGAAAGACUGGGAAUGUAUGAAUAGCUUGUUGCUGGAGGAGCCACUUAGUGGAGAAGAAGCAUUAACAGACAGACAGGAGAGUGCUCUGAUUGAAAUAAUGCUUUGUACCAUUAGACAAGCAGCUGAAUGUCAUCCUCCUGUGGGAAGAGGGACAGGAAAAAGGGUGCUGACAGCGAAGGAGAAGAAGACCCAGUUGGAUGACAGGACAAAAAUCACUGAACUUUUUGCUGUGGCUCUUCCUCAGUUAUUAGCUAAGUAUUCUAUAGAUGCAGAAAAGGUGACUAACUUGUUGCAGUUGCCUCAGUAUUUUGAUUUGGAAAUAUAUACCACUGGACGAUUAGAAAAGCAUUUGGAUGCCUUAUUACGACAGAUCCGGAAUAUUGUAGAGAAGCACACAGAUACAGAUGUUUUGGAAGCAUGUUCUAAAACUUACCAUGCACUCUGUAAUGAAGAGUUCACAAUCUUCAACAGGGUAGAUAUUUCAAGAAGUCAACUGAUAGAUGAGUUGGCAGAUAAAUUUAACCGGCUUCUUGAAGAUUUUCUGCAAGAGGGGGAAGAGCCUGAUGAAGAUGAUGCAUAUCAGGUAUUGUCAACAUUGAAGAGAAUCACUGCUUUUCAUAAUGCUCAUGAUCUUUCAAAGUGGGAUUUGUUUGCUUGUAAUUACAAACUAUUGAAAACCGGAAUUGAAAAUGGAGACAUGCCUGAACAGAUUGUUAUUCAUGCCCUGCAGUGUACUCACUAUGUGAUCCUUUGGCAGCUUGCAAAGAUAACUGAAAGCAGCUCUACAAAGGAGGAUUUGCUGCGUUUAAAGAAACAGAUGAGGGUAUUCUGUCAGAUAUGUCAGCAUUACCUGACCAACGUGAAUACUACUGUUAAGGAGCAGGCCUUCACUAUUCUGUGUGAUAUUCUGAUGAUCUUCAGCCAUCAAAUUAUGUCUGGAGGACGGGACAUGUUAGAGCCAUUAGUUUACACCCCUGAUUCUUCAUUGCAGUCUGAGUUGCUCAGCUUUAUUCUGGAUCAUGUCUUCAUCGAACAGGAUGAUGAUAAUAACAGCGCAGACGGUCAACAGGAGGACGAAGCCAGCAAAAUUGAAGCUUUGCACAAGAGAAGAAAUUUACUUGCAGCAUUUUGUAAGCUAAUUGUAUAUACUGUGGUGGAGAUGAAUACAGCUGCAGAUAUCUUCAAGCAGUAUAUGAAGUAUUAUAAUGACUAUGGAGACAUCAUAAAAGAAACGAUGAGUAAAACAAGGCAGAUAGACAAAAUUCAGUGUGCAAAGACCCUUAUUCUCAGUUUGCAACAGCUUUUUAAUGAAAUGAUACAGGAAAACGGCUAUAAUUUUGAUAGAUCAUCCUCAACAUUUAGCGGCAUAAAAGAACUUGCUCGACGUUUUGCUUUAACUUUUGGACUCGAUCAGUUGAAAACAAGGGAGGCCAUUGCUAUGCUACACAAAGAUGGCAUAGAAUUUGCUUUUAAAGAGCCUAACCCACAAGGAGAGAGCCAUCCACCUUUAAAUUUGGCAUUUCUUGAUAUCUUGAGCGAAUUUUCUUCUAAACUACUCCGACAAGACAAAAGAACGGUGUAUGUUUACUUGGAAAAGUUCAUGACCUUUCAGAUGUCACUCCGAAGAGAAGAUGUGUGGCUUCCACUGAUGUCUUACCGAAAUUCUUUGCUAGCUGGUGGUGAUGAUGACACCAUGUCAGUCAUUAGUGGUAUCAGCAGUCGAGGGUCAACUGUGCGGAGUAAAAAAUCAAAACCAUCUACAGGAAAACGGAAAGUGGUUGAAGGCAUGCAACUUUCACUCACUGAAGAAAGCAGUAGUAGUGACAGUAUGUGGUUAAGCAGAGAACAAACACUGCACACCCCAGUUAUGAUGCAGACACCACAACUCACCUCAACGAUUAUGAGAGAGCCCAAAAGAUUACGACCUGAGGAUAGCUUCAUGAGCGUCUAUCCAAUGCAGACUGAACAUCAUCAAACUCCUCUUGAUUAUAACACGCAGGUAACAUGGAUGUUAGCUCAAAGACAACACGAGGAAGCAAGGCAACAGCAGGAGAGAGCAGCAAUGAGCUAUGUUAAACUGCGAACUAAUCUCCAGCAUGCCAUUCGGCGUGGUACAAGCCUAAUGGAAGAUGAUGAAGAGCCAAUUGUUGAAGAUGUUAUGAUGUCCUCAGAAGGGAGGAUUGAAGAUCUUAACGAGGGAAUGGAUUUUGACACCAUGGAUAUAGACUUGCCACCAUCAAAGAACAGACGAGAAAGAACAGAACUGAAACCUGAUUUCUUUGAUCCAGCUUCAAUUAUGGAUGAAUCAGUUCUUGGGGUGUCAAUGUUUUAAUACCAGUACACAAUUAAAUCUGUGGUGAAGUCAUUUUCUAAGUGGAAGAGGAAGUUUUAAAAUAAAGUGUGGUAGAUACAGUGAAAUUCUGUACAGAUUUUUCUCUAAGGAGAAUAUGACAUGCUUACGCUUACCAAGAUCAAGUGCAUUGAGGGGCAGUUUUGUUUGCCUGAAAAAAGUAAAGGACAAGUAAACAAUUUGAUGAUAAGCUACAGUUUUUCUUAGAAAGUAAAUAUUUUAUUUAUGCGCUGUUAGUUGGCUUUUGAAUCAAUUAUUUCAUGCUUUUUUUAAAGAAAAUAUAACAAUCUAAAGAGGCAUUUGGUACAGACAUGAAUCCUCUCACAUUUAUUUACUGGGUGUACUAAGUAAUGAUGACCUCUGCUGGAUUUCUGUUUACAUCCAAGAAACAAAGUUAAGGAUGAAUUUAUUCCCCUGCCCUGAAAUUAUAGGAUAGAAUUGUUUUUAGCAUUCUAAAUUUAAAUGCUUAAAACAUCAAUCAACAAAGCUUUCUUUUAAAUAUUGUAAUUGUGGAGAAAAGUAAACUUAUAAGCAGAACUUUUACAAUUUUUUCAUCUAAAAUGUAUUUUAAGAUAUUUUUAAAAUCCAAGAGCUUCUCUAUACUUUUCAGAAAUAUCCAGAUGCAGUGAACUGCCAGAAGGUAACCAGUCUCAAACAUGCUUAUCCCAUUAUCAGCCCUGAAAGUUUGCUUGUCCUUUAAGAUAAAAAUGUAAUGUUGUGAUAUUCCUUCCAGUAGUGCCACUGUAUUUUGUCUCCAAAUAAAAGAAGCUUAUUGUAGUAUGUUUGCAGAAAAAUUCUAAACAAAAAUUAUACAGCUUAUUAGAGUGUGGGAAUAGGGAUCUAAAUUUUAAAUAAAAUUAUAUAUAUAUAUAAAUUGGUGCUGAUUUUAUAAUUGCGCAGUUUGUUUAGUUUUUUCUUACUUUUAAAUUCCAACUUAAAAUUAUGAGGUUUCAGAAAUAUAUUGAAAGUUUAACAAUGUUUAAAAAUAGAAAAGCAUGAGUGUUCAUGCUUUAAAAUGAUUUUUAAAUUUGUAUUUUAUAUUGUUUUAUCUAUCUGUCUUUGCAAGCAGUCUUCAGGUUAAAGAUACUUCUAACAGGUUACAGUACAUUUCCUCUGUAUGUAAAUUAGAUGGGAUAAUAGAAUUCAUAACCCAUAAUAUUCUUUGAAAGCUAAGCUUUAAAACUUCAUUUUAUGUCCUUUCACAAAUAAAUUAGUUUAAAACAGAAAGUGGCUACUUGCCAUUUUGACAUCAACUCAUUUUGCGAGGCUUAGGCAGCUAGACAUCGUUUAAAACAAAAUAUUAACUUAUAUUACAUGUAUAUCUAUCUUUUGUCAGUCGUCUCUCAGUUCUUGAGGUAUAUUAUUUUAAUCAUUCCAUGCCUUAAUAUGCUUGCAAUACGAGAAUAUCUUCAGAUGGGUGAAUACCAAAAGGCUUCCAGUUCUUAGAGUCAGAAAUCAACAAGCAUUGGGCUGUGGUAGCCAAAAACCAUAGGUUAGCUAAAAGAUCAUGAUACAGUACAAUUGUUUUAUUAAAUCAUGAUUAAUAACAAAUGAAACCAGACUUGUCUAAACAGAUUUUCCAUCUACAAAUAUUGUUAUGUGCAAAAAGUACUGCCUAUGUUGUUUUUCACACCACUGCAUUUACUAGAACUGCUGAGAGGACUGUAUAUAUGAUUUUAAACCUAAGUUGAUUUUGUUUCUCACUCUUGAAAGGAGUACUUCUUUGUGAAAGCAGUUCUUACAGCUUUGUUUUCAACCAGCUAAAAAUGUUUUAUAUAUUACUCUAACCUGUUGUCCUCCACAUUCUAUUGUCCUAAUUGUACUGUUUUCUGAUUUGUAUUUAUGUCUUGAGACAGUAACUUUUUGAAUAAAAAUAAACCUACA
This is a messenger RNA of Panthera uncia (snow leopard), 8626 nucleotides long. RefSeq names its product stromal antigen 2 (gene STAG2). Lineage: Eukaryota; Metazoa; Chordata; Mammalia; Carnivora; Felidae. The coding region runs from base 2918 to 6724 and encodes 1268 amino acids. Gene Ontology annotation, cellular component: chromatin; cohesin complex; nucleus. Gene Ontology annotation, biological process: sister chromatid cohesion. The transcript is spliced from 34 exons. The record is from RefSeq and is a predicted model, not a curated record. Gene Ontology annotation, molecular function: chromatin binding.